Molecule: messenger RNA, 333 nt
Organism: Linum trigynum
Lineage: Eukaryota; Viridiplantae; Streptophyta; Magnoliopsida; Malpighiales; Linaceae
Source: the annotation of a GenBank genome assembly
AUGACCCCGCUAACAGUCCAAGUGGCCCAGGUGGCCCAAUCGGUGACUCAAGUUUACUUCCAGCCCGCUUCCUGUAGGCCCGAUACCUCCCAACCCGAUUCCUCGCCCCAAGCUCAGUUCUCAUCCCACUCUCUGUGGGGCCCUCCCAGACCCUACCUCGCCCCUGCUACCCUGGCCAAGGAGCCUACUCCUCCACCUUCGUCCAACAGGUGGCCCAUGUUGAGACCCAUACGUGCUUUCGGCCCAUCCCCCAUCUACGACGGCCCACCUCCCAUCAACCUGAAUCGCAGGAACCCUACUUCAACUUUUGUUCCCCAGCCUGUGAGCAAAUGA